Hemicordylus capensis (graceful crag lizard) is the source of this 4330-nucleotide messenger RNA. RefSeq names its product periostin (gene POSTN). Gene Ontology annotation, molecular function: cell adhesion molecule binding. Gene Ontology annotation, biological process: extracellular matrix organization; cell adhesion. The record is from RefSeq and is a predicted model, not a curated record. The transcript has 26 exons. Gene Ontology annotation, cellular component: extracellular matrix. Bases 45 to 2798 code for a protein of 917 amino acids. NCBI's taxonomy places the organism in Eukaryota, Metazoa, Chordata, Lepidosauria, Squamata, Cordylidae.
CUUGGAGAAACCUGCUGCCAGUUAGACCAAUGGUCUGAUUCAGUAUGAGGCAGCUUCCUAUGCUCCUACGCAAGACCAGCCAGGAACAACAGAGAGACAAAAGGAUGGAGCUCCUGUUGGUUGCCACAACUGCCAUUUGUUUAUUGUCAGCUUUUCAUCCUGUAGAAUCUUCCUCUGCUCAUUAUGACAAGAUCUUGACCCACAGUCGGAUCAGGGCACGCGAACAAGGCCCAAAUGUCUGUGCUCUUCAGCAAGUGAUGGGAACCAACAAGAAAUACUUCAGCACAUGCAGAAACUGGUACCAGGGAGCCAUCUGUGGAAAGAAAGCAACUGUCUUGUAUGAAUGCUGCCCUGGCUACAUGAGGAUGGAAGGCGAGCGAGGAUGCCCUGCAGUUGCUCCCAUAGAUCAUGUCUACGGCACUUUGGGCAUAGUGGGAGCUACCUCCACUCAACGAUACUCUGACAUGUCAAAACUGAGAGAAGAGAUUGAAGGAGAUGGAUCUUACACAUUCUUUGCACCAAGCAAUGAAGCCUGGGAUCUCUUGGAUCGGGAAAUACACAGUGGCCUGAUUGAAAAUGUAAACAUUGAACUAUACAAUGCUCUCCAUAACCACAUGGUCAACAGGCGCAUGUUGACAAAGGAUCUUAAGAAUGGCAUCUCCCUCGUAUCUAUGUACAAUAACCAAAAACUGCAUAUAAAUCACUAUCCCAAUGGUGUUGUUACUGUUAACUGUGCCAGAAUCAUCCAUGGCAACCAGAUUGCUACAAAUGGCGUUGUUCACGUUGUUGACCGUGUGCUGACCCCUGUUGGAAAUACUAUUCAAGAUUUUCUUGAAGCGGAAGAUGAUCUCUCAUCUCUCAGAGCUGCUGCCUUUACAUCAGAUGUGAUGGACACUCUUGGGAAGCCUGGGCAUUACACACUUUUUGCUCCUACCAAUGAAGCUUUUGAGAAACUUCCACGUGGAGUGUUGGAAAGGAUCAUGGGUGACAGGGUGGCUUCUGAUGCUCUGAUAAAGUUCCAUAUUUUGAAUAGUCUUCAGUGUUCUGAAGCUAUCAUGGGCGGGGCCGUCUUUGAGACUUUGGAAGGGAAUACAAUUGAAAUUGGUUGUGAUGGUGAAAGCUUGACUAUCAAUGGAGUCAAAAUGGUAAACCGGAAAGAUAUUGUGACAAGCAAUGGUGUAAUUCAUCUCAUAGACCAAGUGCUGAUUCCUGACUCUGCUAAGCAAGUUAUUGAGCUUGCUGGUCCCCAACAAGCAACCUUCAAAGACUUGGUGGCUCAGCUUGGUUUGGCUUCAUCUCUUCGGCCAGAGGAAGAAUACACCCUAUUAGCUCCAAUGAAUGGGGCUUUUUCUGAUGAUACCCUAACUAUGGAUCAGCGGCUCCUAAAACUGAUCCUGCAGAAUCACAUUUUGAAAGUGAAAGUUGGUCUGAAUGAGCUCUACAAUGGACAGUUCUUGGAGACACUAGGAGGAAAGAAGCUCAGAGUAUUUGUGUAUCGUACAGCUGUGUGUAUUGAGAAUUCAUGCAUGAUCCGAGGAAGCAAAGAGGGAAGGAAUGGAUAUAUCCACAUUUUCAGGGAGUUAAUCAAACCAGCAGAAAAAACACUGCAUGAAAUGUUGAGAUCUGACAAGCGAUUCAGCACAUUCCUCAGUCUAGUGGAAGCUGCAGAUUUAGAAGAGGUUCUGUCCCAACCUGGUGACUGGACUAUGUUUGUCCCAACCAAUGAUGCCUUCAAAGGCUUGACUGAACAAGAGAAACGGACCCUGAUAAAGGACCCAAAUGCUCUCAGGAAUAUUCUGCUUUAUCACUUGACCCGAGGUGUUUUCCUUGGAAGUGGAUUUGAACCUGGUGUCACCAACAUUCUCAAAACUAUACAAGGAGGCAAACUGUACUUGAAAAUGGUAAAUGACAGUCUUCUGGUGAAUGAACUGAAGUCAAAAGAAUCUGAUCUCAUGGCAACUAAUGGUGUAAUUCAUGUCAUAGACAAGCUCUUAUAUCCUGCAGAUCUGCCUGUUGGAAGUGAUGAGCUCCUCACAAUUCUCAAAAAAUUGAUUAAGUACAUUCAGAUAAAGUAUGUCCGUGGUAGCACGUUCAAGGAGAUCCCACUAACAAUUUUCACCACCAAAAUUAUUACUAAAGUUGUGGAUCCCAAGAUUAAAGUAAUCGAGAGCAGCUUUGAGCCCAUCAUAAGAACAGAAGAAAGACCAAUUACAACAAUAAGAAGAGUGGAUGUUCGAAAAGAGAUUGAAGUGCCAUCCAUUACAAAGCUCACCAAAGUGAUUGAAGGGGAACCAGAAUUUAAGCUGGUCAGGGAAGGCGAGACAGUAACUAAAGUGAUUCACGGAGAGCCUAAAAUUAAAACAUACACGAAAAUAAUUGAUGGUCAUCCUGUGGAAGUGACCGAAAAAGAAGUGACUGAAGAAAGAAUUAUUCAAGGACCUGAAAUGAAAUAUACCCGAAUCACUACAGGCGGUGGGGAAGACACUGAUGAGACCCUCAAGAAAUUACUAGAAGAAGAGGUUACCAAGGUGACCAAACUCAUUGAAGGUGAUGGUCAUUUACUUGAAGAUGAAGAAAUCAAAAGACUCCUUCAGGGAGCUGGAUCUGAGUACACCAAGGUUACUAAAGUAAUUGAGAGGGAGCCACAGAUUAUCGAAACAGAAAUAAAGAAAAUCCAUCUGGAAGAAACAACUCCUGUAAGAAAAGUACAAACAUCCAGGAGGACACAAGGAAUACGGAGGAGAACAAGGCUUGUCCGUCCUCCAACAAAAAAACAAGGUCCACAGAAAGAGAACUGAAGAACUGCAGCUUUGAUAAAAACAUUGAUCAAACAAACAAACAAAAAGUCACAAGGGGAAAUGUUAUGCAGUAACUGAACCACAUGCUCCUAUUAACAAUUGGGCAUAGCAUUCCCUACCCCAUAAAAGCACAUGGGAGUACAUGUGGUAGUAAGCACUCUUCCUGAAAAUAUGCCUCUGGGUGAUAGGAUACUAAAGAGCAGGAAUUAACAAAAAAUGUAUCAAUUGUCUGUGAAUCGGAACUAAAUUAUAUAAUAAUUAAAUUGCAUCCUGCAUGGAAGUACAACUUUCAAGUGACAAAAUUUGAGCAAGUGUAAGCUAUGUAAACCAUGCACUUUUUUAUUUCAGAAAAAAAAACAAAAAUUCAGGACGUUGUCACUUUGGGAAGCUUUAUUAUGACACCAACAAGAUUACCUUAAUAAAUCAUAUUAAACUUUAUUCAAUGGCAUAGCAUCUUCAUUUUCAUCACUAUAUAAAAACAUUUGCCAGUAAACUUGGUAGAAUGAUCUUCCCUGUGCUCUUCAGAAACAACCAUCUCAAAAGAGAAGAGACCAUCUCAAUUCAAGAAUUGGAUUGGGUUGGCUGCGUGUUAUCUAAGGUUUUACACUAAAAGACAGUGAUGACAUCCAAAGCAGCCACCUGAGGAUGCAGCAGGGCUGUGUCCCCACUCCAAGAGAGUUGUGCAGCCCUCAGGGACAUAUUUUUGGGAGGCAAAGAACAUUCACAGGGACAGGGGAAAUCUCUCCUCCUCCCCCUGCACGCACACUCUGCUGUUCAGCAAGACUCCGAGUCAGGAGCAGCUGCUCUGCACAGGGACGUAGCCUUGCUGCAUCCCCAGAUGACUGCUCUGGAUGUCAGCCAGUUACUCUAAGCACAAUGGCUCCAUGCUAGAGAAUGUGGUUUGCCCUUUCCAUACAGCAUCCUUUUGUUUGCACAGAACCACUCCAGAAGGCUCAACCUCUAGCUGAAAUCUUGUGCUUUGUGGCAUGGCUACUAGUUCUUACUGAAACCAAUUGAAUUUCUAACAUAUGUAAGCCCCAAUGAAUUCCAUGUAUCUUUUUCAUAAGGCCUUGUGUUGAGCAGUCUAGAUUAAUCUAAACAUUUAAAAAUGAAUAUUGACUAUAUCCCCACUAUAGCAAUUGUGUACAAAAUGUGAUUACUAUAAGAGGUUUGUGAAAUAUUUGCCUUUAAAAAUCUUUGAAUCACUGAUUUCUAAAACCUAAUGGAUUGAGGAAAUGGAGGCACAAAUUAUUUCUCUCUAGGAACAAAUAGAAUAUAUCCAUUGGGACUUUGGAAACUUUAAUAUAAAAAUGCUUUGUGAAUUUAUAAUAUUAAUGUGGGUUUGUUUGUAAAUUAUCAUUUUUCUAAUUAGUUCUUUGCUUCUUCCAUAUUUGUACAUCAACUAUGCAAGAAUUCUUGCAAAGGGAGUAUCAAAAUUUCAAGUUCUACAGCAAUUUGUUUGAAAGAGUAUGGGGUGUGCCUUUGUAUUUCUGUUUUGAAACAAAUAUUCAUUAAAAAUUGGCUGAAUAUAA